AUGCGUACUCCUAAGCAUCUGUUCUCACCAUUCCUUUGCUGCUUCGGCAUUCACUCUCACGAUGAUGACCAGGCAGCGGCCGACCUCAAGUCCCUUCCAAAUCCUGCUUCGGCCCUAUCGGUCUCCUUGCCUGCACACACAGUACCACAUUCGCAAGGCCAUUCCGGCUCGCACGUUGCCGAUGCCGAUGCUUUACGGCAGAUAUUCAGAUCAUCUUCUUCAGUACGAGGCUACCAGACUGCUUCUCGACCACAUGAGAUGUCACACCAACGGCAAUCCUCCUUCGAUACCGAUUUCGGAUUCGGACACAGGGCUUUGUCGGAACGGAAACAGCCAGGACGAAUCGGACAGUUGGGCAGCCAUAUCAAGCAGAAGCUAUCAGAGUCACGACUAAGCAAGAGCAGCUCUAAGGCUCAUAUGGGAUCUGAAGAUGCACCUCAGGAGUUAGCUGUUCCAGAGCUUGCACCCUUGAGCGUUGCACAUCUGGAAGUCGCUUUAAGUCAACGGUCUACUGGUCUUCUGGAGCUUCUCAUGUCAAGAUCGGGUAGCGAAGGGGGAUAUGACAGUGACGCAAGAAGUAUUCAAACGGCAGCGCUUAAGGCUAGCGAUGGGACAACCAAACUCAGUCCUCAAGCGGCGAAGGCAUUGCUUCGGUCGCCUACAGGACAUUCUUCUGUUAAGCAUGAACGUGAUCAGACCUCGCCCACGAGACUCAGUUUGAGUCUAUCUGCGGAUCAGACCGUGCCCUCUACACCACCUCGCACGACAAUAUUGAAAGUCCCCCCGAUUGAGAAAGUUGAGUCGCCUACAAUCAUUCCCAAGCGAAUCAACGAUGCCGUGGCCGAAGGAACUGACACCCUGCCUGGAAGGACAGCCCUCCCUGCCACUACCUCGCCGGUAUCGGGUGACGCUAUGACACAGCAUUUCAAUGGAGGUUCGCCUUCGAAAGCCAGUACUCGAAUACAUCACGAAAGUUCGGACGUUGUGGAGACGUUGAAAACACUGAGCGACACUGUUGCCAUCGCCAAGAGAGACAGCCUUCUCUCCAAUGUAGACAAUCCUCGAACCAGCCUGGUCUCCAACCUGGACCCGGCCUUGCUUGGCUUCAUCUCCAAGUAUGGUGAUCGAAGCUCUAUGGAUGCAGAUGAGCCCUCAUCUCCCCCGAAGCUCGCGGGCCGCCCGCUCACUUCCCAGCCCAUGCCCGUCGACGGUCCCAGCUCUCGCAAGAACUCGGUUCCCGAUAGGGACGAUGCUUCUGACAGAGACAUGAGGUCACUUACCGAAUCCGAGGGCAACUCUAUCCAUCUCUAUAAUAUGCGGAUAUCGCAGAGAUUGGCAAGCCCUCACUUAGCUGCUGCUAGCUCACGGCCAAACACCAGCCACACCACUGCCAAUCAGUCCCGUAAAAAUUCGACGGACGCAAGGACUACUACUAGCCAAGCCUCCUUGGCUGGACGUCCCCCUGGCACAAUAACAGCCGAACACAACAGACGCCCUUCGGAUCCUCAAACAAGACGACUCUUUGAGGAUGAGAGCACUGCCGACGGGCCACGGCAAAGAUGGAGGCCUGUGACCUCGGGCUCCUAUAUGACGCUGUCUGGAGAGCCAAGGUCUCCUCUGAGUCAAGGUGAUGCUUCCUCUUUCUACGAGAGUGACGCAGGAGUAGGUGGUCAUGAAGACGCCCAACGUCACAGCUCUAAGAGGAACCCAAACAGUAUUGCAAUCGGAGGCAGGUCAGGGUCAAUCAGCUUGCCUUUGGCAUCUUCGAAUGGCAGCAUGAGCCAACUGUCCGUCGCAGAAGAAAGUGCCUGGUUCAGCAGAAAGUCAUCCCAACAGCAACGAGACUCAGAGGGAAAAGGCCAGCCGAGUCUGGCUGUCAACCGAAAUCGAAGCGUCAGCAUGCCAGACAAGACUGAAGCAGGAAGAAUCAACGCUGCGAUUGGAUUGAGUAUGCGACCACAGAAGUCGACCAAAGCCAAUGCGCCUUUGAGCGAAACCAGCAUUGAGAAGCUGAAGGACGCUAGAAGGGAACAAUUGACGGAGAUCAGUGCUCAAGCAGUGCGUGACACAUUCAACGAGAGGAUGAGUGAGAUUGAUCCGCAGCGCGCGGUCCUGCCGAUAAGGCCGGAACAUGAUACCGCGCGCGAUCAUUCACCGUUCUUAUCGAGGCAGCGACAACUGUCAACAGCUUCUCAGAUACCCCCUGAGGAGCUGCGCCCCGAAUCAGCAGAGGGCAGACCUGAGCUACACCAGUCAACCACUGAUAUAUGGAGGAGGACUUUCAAACGAGUUAUGGAUGAGCCUAACGAAGAUUCUCUUGGUGGUUUUCUCACAGCUCCGAAAUUCGAUCGUGAUGGGAGAAGACGAAGCACAAGAUCCAGUUUCAGCGCAGUUGAGUCACGCGAGGACAAUGCACCACAGGGCGCGGCGGUACAUCUGAAACAGCGAUCUCCUGCGUCAGAGGACACACCAUGGGGAGACAAACAGGAGAAGUCGGCGACAAUUGUUUCUAAGCGAAGUAUUGCUAUCAUGGAAACGAAGCCAGAUCAAUUGAUGACUAUUGGAGAGCGAAAGCGAAAGAAAAGUUUGCUCGACUUUGGCUGGCGCUCUACUAUGUCCAAUCGGGCCGAUGAAGAGGAGCAUGGCUCGGGGACGAGUACACCACUGAAGGAGUUGUUGGGUAUAUGGGGUCGGUUUCCAAGUCAUACCAGAAAUGAAAGAUGUGGCGCCGCUGGCGCGCGAAACGGGGUGGUGGUCAGAGACUUUGCACAAGAAGGACAGGACAAGAAUUUUCGUGCAGAUUCCGCACCUAUGACUCCGUGGCCGAGGUCAUCAACGACUGGGGAAUCCCAUACUCCUGGGUCACUGAGAAUGCUCAGGUCUUUUGGACGAAAAGAGCGGAUCGACAAGAAAAGGACCAAAAGCAUGCCGCUUCCGCGUAACAACGAGCAGUCUCUGGCACUUCGUGCGAAGAAGAGUCGCAAAGGCCUUGUGGGGCGAUGGAAGAAACUCUACAGGAGCAGCAGUUCUGAUCUCAGGGCAUACAUCCACACCUAUGGUCACCGUACCAGCAUCAGCGUUGGUGCAAGCGUAGCACACCCGGAACUCGAAGUCAUUCCGGGGUUUGAAACUCACUAUGAUGGCCGUCCCGAGCUGGAUGGUGCGCCACAUUCACAAAGGAGACAUCAACGCGAAGCAGCUGCGCAGUCCGGUAGUGUUGAGCUGCCACCUAUGGAUGAGGGACCUUGGACGCAAAUGUAUCGGGACUGCGUUGGCAGUCUGUCAGCACUCAGAAGCGAUGCGGACAUACGAAGUAUGAGCGAAUGGACCGACCACCUCUUCGAGGGAGGGCAUGGUAUCUGUAAAAUGAAGAGUACAGAUUUAAGAAGCAGUACCGCAGACUUUGCGGUUGAGCUUUGCAAAGAGUUAGAAGCUGCGAAAGGGGGGCUGAUCAAAAAGAUUGAGAGUAGUGGGCCGGUGGACGGAUUGGAUGUGCCAGAAGCACAUCUUAAACAGGAUUGA
Molecule: messenger RNA, 3522 nt
Organism: Exophiala xenobiotica
Lineage: Eukaryota; Fungi; Ascomycota; Eurotiomycetes; Chaetothyriales; Herpotrichiellaceae
Exons: 1
Coding region: 1-3522 (1173 amino acids)
Source: RefSeq, a predicted model, not a curated record